AUGGUGAAGUGUAAAAAGCUAUAUGGAGAGGAACUUCCACUACUUCUCUCAGAUCCUAUAGUAUUGGAGAUUAAUCAUUUGCAAAACCAGUUCAAAGAAAAAGUUAAGGAGCUAAUAACUUGCCAGAAUGAAAUCAAAGUAUUCAAGGCAACUGAAUCACUCAAGGAUAAGGCCAUGGAACAGUUGAGAAAUGAAGCUAGUAAACUUGAUGAGAGAUUUAGAGUUACAGAAGAUCAUCUUAAGCAAAAGAAUCUAGAAAUUAAGAAACUGAGAGAUGAAAAGAAAGAAGCAUUGGCUGCACAAUAUGCAGCAGAAGCAACACUUAGAAGGGUACAUGCAAAUCAAAAGAAUGAAGAUUAUGUUCCAAUAGAUAGUAGUUUCAUUGCUACGGGCGCAACGGCUAACAUUGUUCGCGAUUACCAAAGACAGAUUUCCGAAUUGCAAGAUGAGAAAAGAACACUGGAUAGGGAACUAGCAAGAGUAAAAGUUUCGGCUAAUAGGAUUGCAAAUGUCAUGACUAAUGAGUGGAAGGAUGAAAGUCAUAAGGUCAUGCCUCUUAGGCAAUGGAAAGAAGAGAAAAGAAUUAUGCAGGCAGAGAUGCAACGGUUGAAAGAUAAGCUAGCUAUAUCAGAGAGAAGAGCUAAGGCGGAGUCACAACAGAAGGAAAAACUAAAAGUGAGGCUAAAAGCACUUGAGGAAGAAAGCAUGUUGAACACAGACAUGAGUUUAAAUCACUUCAAUAAUAAAAGUGAAGUAGCAGAAAAUGAAACCAUUGUUGAUUUGGAUGAAGAAGACUUCCAAAGCAAGAAACCUAAUGAUUCAGGUAGUGACGAUUUUGUUUCAGGUUUUCUAUAUGAUAGGCUGCAAAAAGAGGUCAUCAAAUUGAGGAAGUCUUGUGAAACCAAAGAUAUUAGUUUGCAAGAUAAAGAUGAAGAAAUUAAGAUGUUGAGGAAGAAAGUUGACGCUCUGACUAAGGCCAUGGAAGUGGAGUGGAAGAAAAUGAAAAGAGAAGCAGCUGCUAGAGAAAAGGAGAUUUCAUCAAUAAAGUCACCGGAUGAUAACAGGAAAAACAGAAAUAGAAACUCCUCCAAAAUGGCCAUGAAAGAACGUUGA
This is a messenger RNA of Vicia faba (fava bean), 1113 nucleotides long. The record is from the annotation of a GenBank genome assembly. NCBI's taxonomy places the organism in Eukaryota, Viridiplantae, Streptophyta, Magnoliopsida, Fabales, Fabaceae.